AUGCAACGAGACUAUCUUUGGCAGCAGCUUCCCCCGGCCCCCACCUCCAUUUCUGAGCGCUUGUCCUUUCCUCACAUGGAUCCCAAUCAUUUCCCUUCGAGGCUUCAUGAAAUGCUUUGCGACAUCGACAUGAAUGGCAGAGGGGAAGAGAGAAUCGUUUCAUGGCAGCCUCAUGGCAAGUGCUUUUUGAUCAAGAAGAAGGAUGAGUUCAUUCAAAGAGUAAUGUCAAGAUGGUUUUGCCGGCUCAAGUUCACGACCUUUGAACGGCAACUCCACAAGCAUGGAUUCCGCAAGCUUGUUAUGUUCCGGGCAAAGCUGCUUAGGAACCUAUCAUCUUAUCUAAUCUUUGCAUCCAUUUCUGCCCUUGCCAACUUACCAGGUCCUGAUCAAGGAGCUUAUUACCAUCCUGACUUUGCCCGUGACACGCCAGAGAAGGUUACCACUAUCCACCAUACCAACAUCCGAGGAAAGAGGGGCCGCAAGCCCAAGUCCAAGCUCACGGAACCUGACUUUUAUGCAGCCGAAGCCAAGAUUGCAAGCCCUGAAUUGUCGAGUCAGGAAGCGGGCAAACAAUCCAGUGCCCCUGCCCCAAUGGGUUCCUUGUGGUUCGAACAGGUUACGCCCAAGGCCAGCAGCAAGGUGGCUACACUUGCCAACGUUGAAGCUCAGGAGCGCCCUCGAUCUCCCCUUGACGGCAAACUGAGAACAGGCGCCUCCCUGUUCUCAGCAGAGGCCAACAGCAUUCCCAGUCUGCGACCAUCCGGUCAGCCUCUCUUCUCUGGUGGACUGCACCAUGACAAUUUGGCGGCGGCCACGGGCGCCUCCAUUCAGUCCCAAUUGUCAGGGGGCAUCCUUCAGCAGCAGCAGCCACUUCAACCUCUUCCAGCUCCCUCGUUGAGACGUGGACUCUCGGGCACUGGUGCUACAGACGACGUUCACGGUCCCUCCUGCUCCUCCUCCCUGCCUGGCAAGGCAAUCCAGUGA
Messenger RNA from Seminavis robusta, 984 nucleotides. The record is from the annotation of a GenBank genome assembly. NCBI's taxonomy places the organism in Eukaryota, Bacillariophyta, Bacillariophyceae, Naviculales, Naviculaceae.